Messenger RNA from Austrofundulus limnaeus, 1057 nucleotides. It is a transcript of the gene mibp, whose product is annotated as muscle-specific beta 1 integrin binding protein. The record is from RefSeq and is a predicted model, not a curated record. Lineage: Eukaryota; Metazoa; Chordata; Actinopteri; Cyprinodontiformes; Rivulidae. The transcript has 8 exons. Bases 158 to 763 code for a protein of 201 amino acids.
UGAAUCAGAUCAGAUCAGAGAAGAGGACAGACAGAAGUUAACGCUGCGACUUUAAAUAUACUUUUUUCAAGCUUUGGUUGAGUUUUGUUUUGGAGUUAAUUAAUAAAUUAAUUAAGCGUUUUUGCUUUAUUUGACGCUGACAAGACAAGAAAAGAAGAUGAAAUACAUUAUAGGAAUUGGCGGAGUCACAAAUGGUGGUAAAACCACUCUCACAAAUAAACUGAUCAAGACUUUGCCCAACUGCUGUGUUGUGCACCAAGAUGACUUUUUCAAGAAACCCGAUCAAAUAGAAGUCGGGGAGGACGGCUUUAGACAAUGGGAUGUGAUCACAGCGAUGGACAUGGAGGCCAUGACCAACACGAUAAGAGGCUGGAUGGAGAACCCAGUGAAGUUUGCUCGCUCCCACGGCGUCACCCUAUCACCCGUCCCCGACGUGGCCAACCCCGAUGAGCAGAUCCACAUCCUGAUUGUGGAGGGCUUCCUGCUCUACAACUACCUGCCCCUGCUGGAUGUCUUUGAUAAGUGCUACUACAUCGCAAUUCCUUAUGAGGAGUGCAAAAGAAGAAGAAGCACAAGACAGUACACAGUCCCCGACCCUCCCGGCCUGUUCGACGGCCACGUUUGGCCCAUGUACCUGAAGCACAGGAAAGAGAUGGAGGACUGCUGCCUACUUUUAGAGUACCUUGAUGGUUUGAAAUCCAAAGAGGAGCUCUACAACCAGGUGUACGAGGACAUUCAGAACACCCUGCUCAAUCGUUUAUAGCAUGAAGUCUCCUUCACACCUGUACAGACUGUAAAUACCUGCAAUGAUUCUUUUUUAUGACACGUGUAACUUUAUUUGAUUUGUUUGUAAAUAGAAGCAAUGUUAAAUUAUCAUUGUCUUAUCUUUUUUUAAACGGAAAGUGUUGUUUGUUUAGUUUUGUCUUUACCAAGUGAUUGUUGAACUCAUUAUCUUGUUGCAGUUCUGUCAAACCACUGAUUUGUGUUGGACCAUUUGACCACCAGUUUCAUUUAGGCAAUAAAUAUUUGCUGUUUAUUAAAGUACAACUGAAACAUC